CUCCAAUUUUUCACAGGCCUUCACUCAGACAUGUCCUUCUCAUCCUUGGACAACACAUCAUCGUCUUCGCCCCAAUCGGUUGACGCCGGUUUGGGUCCAUCGGCGGGCCCUUCGCCACACACGAGUGGUCCCGUGGGAAUCAACGGUCGGGAGCCAGAGAAGUUCCACCGAGGAAUGCUGUCGUCUGCGGCAGAUGAACUGGUUCACAUCAUCAUGAACAUGGACGCCAUGCAGUUCAAGACCAUGUUCGAGCAGACUCGCUCGAUGCUAAUCGAUCAGGAGGAAGAUAUGAAAAAGAAGUCCGAUCGGAUCAUGCAGCUGGAGAGCAAGCUGUCUGUGCAGGACAUUGAACUGCAGAGUGCAAUCGAGGAGCGCAACCAAGCUCGAAACGAUGCGUCGGACUCGACCAUGGCACAGGAUGAAACGGUGGUUCAAGCUCGUAAAGAUCGGGACGCUGCAAUCGAACGGAGAACCAAGGCCGAGGUUGAAUUGGCGAAGAACCGGGUAGAGCUUAUGCAGGCCAACAGCCAACUGCUGGAGGCCAUCCAGCAGAAGGUGGAACUGCUGCAGCAGCUCGAGCAGUGGCAGAUCGACAUGCACGAGCUGAUCGAAGAGCAGAUGAAGAAUAAGCUUAACAAUGAAACAAGUACAAAACCGCAAACGCCUCAGCGUUCAUCGUCACAGCAGACCGGCGCUUCCGGGUCUGCCGGUUCGUCGGCCAGCAACCGCAAGAGCCGCCUUCUAGAUCUGUUCUAUCAUCGAUGAGGAGAAGCCCGAACUGUACGAACUAAGCGAAAAACAAUUGAUCAGUCCUCAAAUAAGAGAAGCUACUCGGUGGCAGGCCAUACGGCUAAGCUGAGGAAGCGGCUCACAUUGCAUUUAUAUUCAAAAUCUAACCUAUUGUAACUGUCUUGGGUCGCUUCCACUGUUUUGAAUAUCAAACGUUUUAACAGCUCUCCGUUUCCGAGGUACCGUCGGUAGCUUCAGGGCCUGAAUGGGGACCAUGUGAUAGUGAACUGAUCAACGUUUCUACUGACUAUUGAUUUUUUUUAUAAGUGGUCUACCAAAAAUCAAAUCUGGGACCUUAAGACAACAGUAUUUUUGUAUGGAGAACUAUAGUGAAAAUCGUUUUUUAACAGUCAGAACUUUUCAAAAUAACCGAAAGCAAAUUAAAGAACAUAUCUUUUAUAUUCUGCAUCGCAGUUUACUUACAUAAUAAUAACAAUUGGCAACCCACAGACCUUUAUUGAACCUUAACGAAGCGGAAACGAUUUAAUAAUUUAAAGAACGUGUAAUUUAUGUAGCUAAAGUUAACAUUUUACAGCCCGGUGUAACCAAAAAUUUGUAACGUGAGAAUUGGAUUAUUGAAGCGUACUUACUGUAAUGAUAAUUUAAAUAACGAAUAACAUCAAAACUAACAUAAACCAUUGUGUGUACCAUCUGUGUAUGAGUGUAUUGUUCCUUUUUUUCUCGCUCUAAUCGGCAUAAACGAUGCGAUGUUCUCUCUUGUUCUGACUGCAGGACGAUCCUGCCAGGAAGUGAUCUACAGGGACAGCGUUAGAACGAGAGGGUUGUGAUACUUAUUUGCAAACUCAAACACCCUGAAACGGAUGGGCACCUUUGUACUAUUAUAUAAUAGCGCUCUAUUAAUUAAUCUGAUACCGCACUAGAGAAGAUUACUCGAAAAGAUGAGCUGAGUGAUAAAACGAAUGCCUUUUUAUCGAAACAACAGAAUCAAAAUUUUGAUGCGUAAAAACAUGAAAAUGGUAUAAAUGAACAAGAUAUGCAUGAGUUAUGUAAAUAUAUGAUUAAAUCUGUUGGAAAAUUUCUUAUUGAUGAAAAUACUUUGUUCACGUACCAUUUGAUCAAACCACGAUAGGGAUCUAAUCAUCAUUAGUUCAAUUAAAAUCUGAAAAGAUCGACCACUGAAGUUGGAUUUUUCAUUCGUAACAUGCGUUCAGCCUAACUUCGAAAGUAGAAUGUUGUAGCAUUGGAUAAUAAUUCUUCUCCCCUAGUUGAUUUUUUCUGAUAUUAAUUGAGUUGAGUAUAUUAUGAUUGCAGUUGAUAAUGUUGUGCGAAUUCUAUUGAAAGGAA
This is a messenger RNA of Armigeres subalbatus, 2094 nucleotides long. RefSeq names its product bicaudal D-related protein homolog. Bases 31 to 765 code for a protein of 244 amino acids. Lineage: Eukaryota; Metazoa; Arthropoda; Insecta; Diptera; Culicidae. The record is from RefSeq and is a predicted model, not a curated record. The transcript is spliced from 2 exons.